CCCUUAUACACAUACUCUUACUUCUAAAUUUUGCAAUACUUUUUUCAAUUUUAUAAUUUUAUUUUUCACUUAACGUACGUCUUUUUCAUAGAACAAUACUUCGGUUCCUACUCUAUGUACGUACCCAAUUAAACCAUCCGGUGGACACCAACCAGUCAAUCAAACUUGCCGAUAAACCUCAGAUCACUUGUCCUUAAAUAUAUGUUUCUCUAAAUGACAUAAUGGAAUGAAGAAAUGUACUUCUGCCCAAGCUUCACUGCUCUAGUUCAUCAUCAUCCGCCAUCAUAGAUUUUUAGCCAGCCAUCAUGCAUGCAUCAAAUCCAGCUCGACUGCAAAGCUUGUUACAGACUGCAGUUCUAUCUGUUCAGUGGACUUACAGUCUUUUCUGGCAACUUUGCCCACAACAAGGGAUGUUGGUGUGGAGAGAUGGGUACUAUAACGGAUCCAUAAAGACGAGGAAAACCGUACAGGCCACGGAAGUUAGAGCCGAAGAGGCGUCGCUCCACAGAAGUCAGCAGAUUAGGGAGCUUUAUGACUCCCUUUCCACCAGCACCGCCACCGCUGAAGAUGCAAAUGGUGGUGGCGGAGGCCAGCAGCUAGCUGCAAUGCGGCGUCCCCCUGCUGCGCUAUCCCCUGAGGACUUAACUGAGUCCGAGUGGUUCUACCUCAUGUGCAUCUCCUUCUCUUUCCCACCUGGUGUUGGGUUGCCUGGAAAGGCCCAUGCAAUACAGCAGCAUUUAUGGCUCACCGGUGCAAAUGAGGUCGAAAGCAAAGACUUUUCCAGGGCAAUUCUCGCCAAGAGUGCUCGGAUACAGACUGUUGUUUGCAUUCCUCUAUUGGACGGCGUAGUUGAACUUGGAACCACAGAAAGGGUUAAAGAAAACUACGCAUUCAUCCAACAUAUCAAGAACCAUUUUAUGGAGCCCAAUCAUCAUCCAAAGCCAGCGUUAUCUGGGCACUCCUCAUCGGAGCCGUCUCAAUUCUUCUCUACCGCCAUGCCACCUUACCACCACCAACAAGCUCACGCACAAGAAGAAGAUAAGGAAGAUGAAGACAAUGAUGAUGACGAAGAAGACAAUGAUGAUGAAUUGGGAGAAGAUGGUGAAGAAGAUGAAGCAGCAUAUUCAGAGUCAAAUGGAGAUGUUGAUGGGCCUACAAACCAACCCGAUCAAUACAUGAUGGACGCAGAAGUAGACAACAUUAAAAACAAUAACAGUAACAAUAACAGCACCAACACCGUAACUACUAAUGGUGUAGUUGUAAAUCAAACCACUCCAGUGGCAGCAACUGUUAUUAUGGGUGAAACAAACAUGGCUAAUGAGCAGAUGAUACAACUUGACAUGUCUGAAAGUAUUAGGCUCGGAACACCCGAUGAUACAUCCACUGAUUUGGAUUCACAUGUUUACCCUCGCGUGAAACGCUCUUGUUGCUUACCUCUUCAAGGAGCCCCUCACAUAGAUGACUUCCCGCAAGAGGACACGAUCUACUCCGAAACAAUAUCAACCAUUCUUGGGCACAAAUGGUCUGAGCAGCCAACUACCACAACUCAUGACUACAUCGUCCUUUCUGCUAGUUCUGCCUUCUCAAAGUGGUACACUCAUUCUGGUCACCAAAACACAAAAGCUAGCUCAUCCCAGUUGAUCCUCAAAUACACCCUUCUCACAGUCCCUUUUCUCCAUGCAAAGAACUCCAUGGCAACUACCCCGUCAUCCAAGGUCUGGAAACCCACAACAGACCAAGAAGAGCCGAAUGGCAACCACGUUCUCGCAGAACGACGUCGCAGGGAGAAGCUCAACGAGCGCUUCAUCAUCCUUCGGUCUCUUGUUCCUUUCGUCACAAAAAUGGACAAAGCAUCGAUCCUCGGAGACACCAUCGAGUACGUCAAGCAGUUACGGGAGAGAGUGAAAGAGUUGGAGUCAUCAACCCUCAGGAUCCACACCCAAAAAACUAGGGCCAGCAAGACUGUUAUGUGUUCUAGGUUGGGAGGGAAUGACAAUGAUGAUGAGGAGGAGGCAGUGGGGAUGGUGGUUCAAGUAGAGGUUUCGAUCAUAGAGAGUGAUGCGUUGGUGGAGCUAAGGUGCACCUACCGGGAGGGUUUACUAUUGGAUGUGAUGCAGAUGCUUGGGGAGUUUGGCCUUGAAAUCACAACAGUCCAAUCUUCUCUUAAUAAUAAAAUCUUUUUUGCUGAAUUGAGGGCUAAGGUAAAAGAGAAUUCAAAAGGCAGGAAAGCAAGUAUUCUUGAAGUGAAGAAAGCAAUACAUCGUAUCAUUCCUAGGUAUUAAGUAAUUGGCCAUUAGGCUAUGGCCAAUGUUAUCGACAUAAGCAUAGUAUCACUGUAAAAUAUAAGGUAUAAAUUAUUUGGCUAAAAUAUAAGCAUAGUAUCACGCCAUUUGGCUAAUACCGUAUAAUGCCUUGCACACCGCCUAGCCUAAGAAUUGAUUUUAGUCAUCAUAACGGCUGAAUUGUUUUUUUUUUUGGAUAAACUGUAAAUAUAUAAUACCAAAUUGUUUAUGUACACCAUAUGUACAAUACAUCCAACAUAUAUCGUCAUGGCAAUCUCAAGUAAAG
Cuscuta epithymum is the source of this 2568-nucleotide messenger RNA. The record is from the annotation of a GenBank genome assembly. NCBI's taxonomy places the organism in Eukaryota, Viridiplantae, Streptophyta, Magnoliopsida, Solanales, Convolvulaceae.